Molecule: messenger RNA, 2615 nt
Organism: Linum trigynum
Lineage: Eukaryota; Viridiplantae; Streptophyta; Magnoliopsida; Malpighiales; Linaceae
Source: the annotation of a GenBank genome assembly
GCCCAACACUGAGCUCCAAAAACACGGGGAAAUCUCGAAUUUCUUUCGCAGUUUCAGAGUUCACAGAGACCUAAUGGAGAUGCCUUCGUCUUCAAGGAGCUCAUCAUGGAGACAUCACGACCGCCAUCGGGGAGAGGAGAAAUUCGUGUCGACUGUAAUUUCGCCGGCGAUCAGCGGGAAGACUUGCUCGAUAUGUUUGACGCCGCUCCACGAUCACGGCAGAGCGGCGGUGAUUUCCGUCUGCUUGCACGCGUAUUGCUUGCAGUGCAUACGGCGGUGGAGCGAGUUGAAGAGGCGGUGUCCUCUCUGCAACGCGGAGUUCGAUUCCUGGUUCUGCGGGAUCAGCCUCUCGUCUCGGCGAUUUGAGACGGAGAAACUUUCGCCGCCUACAGCUCCGGUGAAAGCCAAGAGCUCCGUGGCGGUGGCAAUUCGGCGCGGCAGAUUCGCUUCUCGGAAUGCAUUACGGACGGUUCAUAAUGAUAACCGGAUAUCGCAGCCUUUACCUAGGCGGCGAACUUUUGCCGGAGGGGAAAGAAGGCUUCAGUGGCGGGAAAGCAUAUACAAGCAAUGCUUGCAAGCUGUUCCCAUGGCUGAUACUUCUCGUGGUAGGCAUAAGAACACAACAGUUGAAGGAAUGUUACAGAGAAUAGAACCAUGGAUCCGGAGGGAGCUGCAGGCUGUGCUCGAUGAUCCAGAUCCGUCUGUAAUUGUCCAUGUGGCCUCCUCGUGUUUCAUCGAAAGCGUUGAACGAAAAUCCGAUUUUCAAUCUGGCAGCAACGGUGCUGUGGGCGACUUGCUCGGUCCUAUAAGGCCUUUUCUGGGUGACUGGGCUGAUACUUUCUGGCAUGAACUUAGAUGUUUUGCUGAAAGUUCACUGAAUAUGGAAACAUAUGAUGAGGUUGUUAACUAUGUACCAUCACAAGAGUUUGAUGAAGCCAGGCCUCCAAGGAUACAUCUGCUCAGAUAAACUCGGAAAAGUUAUGGACUAGCUAGAUUCGUGAAGCUGCUUGAAGUGGUACCUGUGAAUGCUGUUGUAGGCAACCUUUUAAUAUUUUCAGCCAGGGGAACUAAAAUAGGCAAAUAGUCAGGUGGCGAAAAGGAUCACCCUGCUCCCUGAAGUCGAUGGCGCAUCAAAUGAUCAUCUAUUUCCUCCAGAAGCAUCGACUUUGUGUAGGUACAUACAUUAACCAACUCUGCUGAUCGUUACUUAUUCCAAUGAUAUUGUUUCAAUUGCUCCAAACUCCUCUAUGUAUCUCUGUUUUACUCAUAUGGUUCGGUCAGUUCUAUAUAGGUCCUACUUCCCAUGGUAUCUUGAGCGAUUUUACUUUCUUCUCUUGAACAGAUGGAUGGUACAAUGUUGUCAACCGCUGCACCAACCUGACUCUUUGAUUCAUCACACUUCAUCUGCUUCGGCGAUGAGGAUUUAUCGUAAAGAGGAAAGUGGAGGUACGGAAAGCUCUCUGAUCUUGCCCUGUGUAUGGAACGAAGGGGGGUGCCGAGAUGCUGGCUACCAUCCUUCUCUACAGCAGGUCUCCUUAAGUAACUGAUACUAGGGAUGGAAGCAAGAUAUCGUCUUGAGAUCUAUAGUUGUUGAUACUUAUAUAUAUUUUACUUGUAAUUUAACAUCAAUAACAUUGUCUUUCUAUGUCGAAAAUAUCAGUUGUUGUUUGUUCACAAAUGUACUGUCACAAGUGAAGAUAUAAAACAAUACGUGUUAUUUUUGCCACUCUUUACACAUCAAUGACAUGAUAGAUUACAUUAUACAAAUACAUAACAAACAUUACAACUUGGACCAGAAAGCACAAACGAAAGUGAUCUGGGUUAGAACACGAACUGGAAUCCUAGUUGAUGCUGCCACGGUUUUCGUCGAACAUCUUCCUUGUCGACAUGAUUGGAAGGGCUAUUCUUCCUCUGGUUCUUCCUCUUCCUGAAGAAGAUUUUCCCUGUUAUCGUGGGCCCAAAAACCUCUUACAUCUAUGAGCAUGCUAGCAACUGUUCCACCCUGUUUACAAGAGAGCAGAUCGGCCAGGGUGAUCCUCAGUUCAUCGGCUGGCUUCACCAUGUCCCAGAUCUCGUCUCUCACAUCCUCUAUACACAGCUCGUAGUUCCCACCCUCAAUCCAUUUGUGAUGCACGUCUCUGUUUCGUAAUCACCAAAAUUCAUGAAUGUAAGCAUAUUGAAAUUUAAACGAUAAUGGACUUGGGACAUCAUACUUGUGACAUGAAAAGACUGCAAAAGUUUUGCUCAGGCACUACAAGCAAAAGACUGGUGAUCGUCACUUAUUCCUAGAUUUCUGGAUUUUUAUGUCUCUGCAUAUAUGAGACUUGCAGAGCUAGCUCAAGCACUACAAGUAGGAAACAACAGAUUUACUCUAGGAAGACUGUAUCAGGUGGCAGCCUAACUCAAUGAUGCUCCCCUUCUUUGCUUCCAUACGAAAAUUAGCGGGUUUCGGAGCAGAUAUUAAUAAAUGAUUGAAAGCGUUCACCUGAAAAGGGAGUGAAUAUCAGCCGUUGUUAGAAAUCCCCUCCCCUGAAGAUCGAGACAGCGGAACAAAUAUGUCAGCCCUUCAGCAGUGUCUUUAUUCUCCAGGGCCAGAACAAAGUCAAGGAAACUUU